CCCCCAGAUGUGUCCCUACGGUCCUAAAUGCCGGCGCAGGGACGCCAAGAUGAGCUGUUGUCUUCGGGGAGGAACUACCGACAGCAACCACGUGACACGCUGCCUUUUCCUUCCCAGCCCUGACUUCCUCUUGGCUACCGUUUUGGCGGUCCGGUCGGGUUUGGCGUCCGGUCGCAUCUCAGGACGAGCGGACAUGACGGGCCCUCCAAAUCCCGGAGAGACGGGGGAGAAGAAGCCGAGUUUGGGGGGCCGUCUCCGCGCCGGCCGCCUAGCCUUGUGGUGGAAGAGUCUCCUGCACGACUAUGCUGAAGCCUGCCGAGAAGUCGCCCAAGGCAUCCGGCAGCGGCCGGUGAAAGCAGGGCUCUACCUAUCGCUGCUGGCUGGAACGGUGAGCUGCAGCCUCCGCAACCCCAGUGAAGCCUCAUUCGACUCCAGCCUCCUGGAAGCCUCGGGAACUCUCCUACUCCUCUCGCCCUGGACCCGCAGUAGCAGCUCGGAAAAACAUACCCAGCGGCUGAUGGUGCUCCGAAACCGAGGCCAGCUGCGGGUCCAGAACCUCGUCUUUUUCUCCCUCCUCUACGAGGCUCCUUACGACGCCGGAGCAGACCUCUAUCAAGCGCACUGCAAGUACCUAAAGCCACGGUGGACUGAUUUUCCCAGCCGGGUCCUCGAUGUAGGCUUCUGGGGGCGCUGGUGGGUGUUGCACUCUAGAAUGCAGAAUUCAGAUAUUAACAAUGAAGAGUUUCAGUAUCUGCCAGAGCAUCUCAGGACCAUUUCUUUUAAUCACUUGCACUCAGAAACCAACGAGAAACUUUUUGAUGAGAAGUACAAAGCUGUGAUUCUGACAGAAGAGCAAAUCGAAGAAGCUGACAGGGAGAAUCAAGGGCAGCUGCAUUCUUAAUUAAAGCAGUUGGGUGACUGUAAUAUAAUAUUAGAAAACAAACCAAGGUAUUUCAUUUAUUCAUCUUUCUAUUUUUUGCUAGGACUCAGCUAUUCAUUGCUGUAUUCCUGAUAGGCUUAGAUGCAAGAUGCAAGAAUAAAUGCUAUCCAAAACUGAGGAGAUGCUUGAUGAGCAAUUCUUAGUGCCGCCUGAAUUGAAAAAUUAAUAAUAGUUGAAUUCUAAUGUAUUUAUUAUUAAUCUCAUGUUGUUUUUGAUUUGUCGCCUAGGAAGGAAUCCAUUUUGAUCUGGGUGUAUAUAGAUAUUCAAUUUUUUUUUAAUUCUUUCAGCUAUAAUUGCUGCAAAUAUCUUGUAGUCCAAAUAUCUGCAGUCAUCCAGGCCAUAUCUAUUCUGGACCAAGAUUGGUGUGGGCAAGAAUAGAAUGUGUAUUGGUUUUCAUCUUCAUGUAUUUCUCUCCAUACGUCUCUCAAUUUUAAUUCCGAUACCAUAUUAAAAAUUUCUUUUGAUAGUGUUUUUUUUUAAUUUUUCUUGUUGCGCUUGUAAUCUUUUUUUAACAUCAUCUAUGGCAUUAUAAUCUCCAAUUAGACAAACAUUUUCAUAUUCCAGAUCUAUUUCUUUGCUGUGUAUUUUUUUAAAGAAUUUGUGUUGAUUUUUAUUAGGGGCAUAUAUUACUAUUAAUAAUUAUUUUUUCCUUCCAUUUCUAAUUCCACCAUUACAAUUAUAUCCUCCUCUUCUGCAUAGAUUAAUUUUGAUUUUAUCUUUUCUUUUACAUAUACCACUACUCUCUUCUUUUUUUGUAUCAGUGAUGUGUAUAGUUUUCCUAUUUUUGGAUUCUCUAAUAGUUUUUGAUGUUCUUUUUUGAUGUGUACUCUUGAAGACAUAUCACAUCUGCUUCCAAUUUUUGUAAUUUUAUAAAUGUGUUCUUUUCUUUGGUACAUUUAAUCUGUUUAUGUUUACUGAAAAAAGUUUAAUUGCCUCUUCAA
Messenger RNA from Pantherophis guttatus, 1881 nucleotides. RefSeq names its product translocase of inner mitochondrial membrane 29 (gene TIMM29). Gene Ontology annotation, biological process: protein insertion into mitochondrial inner membrane. The record is from RefSeq and is a predicted model, not a curated record. Gene Ontology annotation, cellular component: TIM22 mitochondrial import inner membrane insertion complex. Lineage: Eukaryota; Metazoa; Chordata; Lepidosauria; Squamata; Colubridae.